UUGACUCUGAAAUUAUGAUUUAUCCAAGCCACCUAGUUGGUUUCAUGUUGACAUUGAAUUGGUAUCAAGGUUGCCUUAGUAGCCUAGUAGAUUACAUAGAGGCAUUGGGCUUCAAUUCUAUACCUACUUAAUUGGGUGUCUUUUAAAACUAAGGUUCCAGUCCAACCCUGCUUACUAGGAAAUUCGAUGCUUCAUAUCAGGCAAGGUUAGGAUGCAGUAAGUGAAAAUCAUUGUGCAGACGAUUUCAUAGGUAAAAUCUGAAUGGAUUAAUCUGAAGUAACUCACUAGCUCUAUAUUUUAAUGGCGUGUAUGCAAUUUUAAUGUGAGUCAAUAAUUUCUUAAUGCUUUUUUUUUAACCCUGCUAUAAUCACAGUAAAUGGUAAUGAUCCUUUCCUCCUCCCUUUGCUUUCUUCAUUCACACUUAACAGGUAGAAUGGGAAUUCUAACCUGCAGUGGCAGUUUUGUGUAAGGAAUUUAUGGUGGGAGUUGUUUGAGGAUUAUGACGCUAGAGGAGGCAUCCCCAAACUGCGGCCCUCCAGAUGUUUUGACCUACAACUCCCAUGAUUCCUAGCUAACAGGACCAGUGGUCAGGGAUGAUGGGAAUUGUAGUCCAAAACAUCUGGAGGGCCGAAGUUUGGGGAUGCCUGUGCUAGAGUAAUAGGAUGUGAUCAUUUAUGUGGGAAUAGUAGUCAGUAUAGUUAAGAAUCCAGUUUUAAAGUGUAAGGGAAGUAUUUUGCUCCGUUUGUAUCAGUUUGAGUGUGCAAAUGUUAAGUGCAUCUGAAAUAACUAUAAAAUUCAAAGCUUGAAGGUGACAAUGUAAAUUCUAUAUUUCAUUAGUACUUAUGACACAUCUAUGAAGUUAUCCACUGCAGGGAUGGGGAACCCAUGGCCUUCAAGGUGGUGCUGGGCUAUAACUCCCAUCAUCCAUGACCAUUGCCUGGAAGCUGGAGUCCAGUGAUAUCUAGGGGGCCACAGUUUCUCCAGUCAGUUCGUAAAGGGAUUUGACAGACAAAAUCUGUUGUCUCAUCAAUUGAAAAAGGAACCUACUUCAGCCACUGCCAUGCUUGUUCACAAAUCAAACUCUUUGUACCUUUGUUUAAGAGAGCAAGUUCAAUGACUACGGAGCUGAGCCAGUGUAAACGAGGAUGGAGCACAAAGAACAGUCUCGUAUUGUGGAUUUAUGAGGAUUUAUAUACUGAGACCCUUCACAGGCACCAUAAUAGGUUCUGCCUGGCUCUUGCGCUGGCUGCUUUCCCCAUAGUGACUGCAAAUGAAGAGGUACCUGCUGUUCACCAGGACUCCUGGGGAGACUUCUGGCUGUUUCGCUUUUUGGUCAAUGCUGCAGGCUAUGCAAGUAUUGUGGUGCCAGGCUUCUUGCUUAUACAAUACUUCAAGAAGAAAAAUUACCUUGAAACAGGUCGCGGUAUUUGCUUUCCAGUUAUCAAAUCAUGUGUCUUUGGCAACGAGGCCAAAUCUGUACACCAGGACGAUACCUUGCUAGCAGCUCGGAAUGAGACUGUCGAGUCCUCCACGGCCCGGCAGUUCUUUAAGCUGCUGUUUUGUGCGACUGGCCUACAGAUCUCCUAUCUGACAUGGGGUGUCCUUCAGGAGAGGGUGAUGACCCGAACGUAUGGUGCAACCGAGUCCGACCCUGGUGAGAAGUUCAAGGAUUCUCAGUUCCUGGUCUUCAUGAACCGGAUCCUAGCGUGCACCGUGGCUGGCCUCUACUGCGCCCUGAUCAAGCAGCCCCGUCAUGGCGCUCCCAUGUACAAGUAUUCCUUCGCCUCCCUCUCCAACAUCCUCAGCAGCUGGUGCCAGUACGAGGCCCUCAAGUACAUCAGCUUCCCCACGCAGGUGCUGGCCAAAGCCUCCAAGGUGAUUCCGGUCAUGCUGAUGGGCAAGCUGGUGUCCCGCAAGAGCUACGAGUACUGGGAGUACCUGACAGCAGCCCUUAUCUCGGUCGGAGUCAGUAUGUUCCUGCUCUCGAGCUCCCACGACAAGCACCUCUCCACGGUCACCACCUUCUCCGGCGUGGUCCUCCUGGCAGGCUACAUUGUCUUUGACAGCUUCACGUCCAACUGGCAGGAUGCACUCUUCACCUACAAGAUGUCCUCUGUGCAGAUGAUGUUUGGCGUCAACGUCUUCUCGUGCCUCUUCACAGUGGGCUCGCUGCUGGAGCAGGGCGCCUUGCUGGAGUCGGUGCGCUUCAUGGCCCGCCACUCGGAGUUUGCCGCCCACGCUGUGCUAUUGUCAGUCUGCUCGGCCUUCGGGCAGCUCUUCAUCUUCUACACCAUCAACCAGUUUGGAGCCGCUGUCUUCACCAUCAUCAUGACUUUGCGGCAAGCCUUUGCCAUCCUCCUGUCGUGUCUCAUCUAUGGCCACGCCGUCACGGUGGUGGGCGGGCUGGGAGUGGCGGUGGUCUUCACGGCGCUCUUUCUCCGCGUCUACGCCCGCAGCCGCAUGAAGAAGCGGGCAAAGAAAGUGCCCGUUGAGGGCACUGUGCAGAAGGUUUAGGGGCCACCAGGCAAGUGACAUGCCCUGAGCUCCUCCCCGCCCCCAAGCACUUGCUGAAUCUCUCUUGUCUCAUGAACCCAGCAAAGAGCUGGUCGAUUUGGGAAACAUCGAUUCCCAUCCUCUACACCUCCCACCGCAGCUGAUUCUUAAACACUGCUGGGAUUGGCCUGGAGGAAGCGAGGGGCAGCUUCCUCCUGCUGUCUUAACGUCUGAGCAUUUCAAGUCUGCCGAGGCUUUCUGCUGAAGGAGACAAGGGGCUCUUGAGACCUUUUUCCAAGGAAAGGGUACAGGUGUCCCUAAUGCCUGCCCUUACAGCUUGUGGGGGAGAGAAGGCUAAUUUAUGAUCAAGUCAAAUUGGAGCUUGUUUUUGUUUUUGUUUUGCUAUGGUUCGCCUUCUGCUCACCACCCUGGAGCUGCGUAUGAGGGAAUAGCAAGGCCAAGACUUUUACAAUUUCCAUUAAAAGAAAAAGAAACGAGACCCACACCCUCAAAACUUCAUGGUUGGAAUGGAAAGCUGGCAGCUCCAGCAGCUUCUACAGAAAACCAGUCCUGACUGUGGAAGGUUUUGAACUUACCCUGCUGGGCAACGGCCUCUUAAAUCACAGCCCCUUUGCUUUCUGGCUCAGUAUACCCACCUGUACUUUUGCCCCACUGUCGGACCUUUCAGACAGUGCCCCUUUUGCCAGUGUCAUUUGGGUUUUUGCUUUUUGCUUAGUUUUUCUUUGACCAUCCCCUCCUCACACUCCCAUGAACUACAGUCCCAGAACCCCUCGAGGCCACUCUUGGGGUGCUUUCUUUGGGUUUACUGUUGCUGCAAACUUAGAAAAGCACAAAUAUUGCCUUUUUGAAACACCACCCUUCGGAACAAAGUUUCUUUGCUGCUCUAGGCAAGGUGGUGAGGGAGAGGGUAUCCUCAUAGUAAAAGAAUGUGCACCCCAGUCCUUUUCUCUCUCCCCCCCAUACUCCCCAGUGAUUUUUGCAAAGGUUGGUGGGAAAUACGUGGUUGAAGCUGAGAGCCAGCCAUACGGAAGCAGCCUGAGUCUGGGCUCGUGUGCUGCUUCCAGCAGGGCUGAGCUCUGGGCUCUGACCCUCUUGGGCCUUGCAGAGUCUUUUGUGCCAUGUUCCCAUUUUAUUACAUGGCACGUAGGCCAUUCUGGAAGCUGCAAGGUGUGGUGGGGCACUGAACUGCACUGUAUUUUCUAGCUCGCUGUGCCAUUUUCAUUUUUGAGCCAGGAGAUAGCAAUUCUGAGAUGUACGGUGCAGGAUAGUUUGGUGCCCAGAGGCUGGAUCUUUUUACCCUUUUCUCCACAUGCAGCUGCUCUCAAAACUGGAUGUGGGACUGGAGUUGUUGGCUCUGCCCCAAAAGUCUCGAGUUUUACCCAUUAACCCUUUUGUUGCCAAGCUGACAUUGGGCAGGGGAAACAUUUUUUGGUACUCAACACACAACUGUUUUAUUUUAUUAAAUUUAAACUAUGCUGCAAAUAAGUGGCCAGGACAUGUUUUAUAGCCUUUAAAGUGUGUCCAGGAGGGAUAAUCUAAAGGAGGAGUUGCUCCCUUGUGGGCCACCCCCCCUCCAGGUGCUGUUGGGAUGAAAAAAAAACUAGUCUCUCAAAUCUCAUCCAGUUGAUUUAUCCAGUAUGGUUUAAUCACAUUAGCAAGUGGGUCGCUUUACAUCUGAUGUGCCAAAUAUGGAUCUAAGUGGCAAAAAUGGGAGUUCUAUUACAUUAAGCAGAAAGAAGUUGCUGCAUCUCUUGACUUUGAACCAGGUGAACUUGAUACUUUACCUUGUAGAUGGGGAGCAAUUUUGGAGGCUUGAGAUCAAUUAUUUGUGCAAAGCUAGUUAUCUUUCCUUCUACAUCUCUGCUGCCACAAAGGUCGUAUCUCACAGGUAGAAAUACUGUCAAAGGUUGAUUCCCGUGUCAGCUUAGUUUUAGUACUCUUUGCAUGAGGAUAGAGGUUUCCAGCAGGAAAAAACCACGUUAUUUUAAAGAGAGCCAAAACGAGGUAGCUGAAGUGCCAUUCAAUCUCUGCAAUGAUGACUGGUGUUCGUUGAGGCUCAAGGCUAAGAGAUCAACAGUAGGUGCAGCCAGAACCAAUGACGGGCAGAGCCAGAGUCUGACUGGUUAUAAGUUGCAUUUGCCUUAAUGGACCAGCCAGAUUGAGUCUCUGGUAACAGGUAGGCAAGUAUGUGAAAAGAUUGAUAUAAAUACAGGUAAGGGGGAGAGAUGUCUUGUGACUGAAAAACCCCCAUUUGUUAAUUUCCUCAAAUGAGCACGUACAACAAGUAAAUUGAAGGGCAAAGGUGCCAAUGAGACACCAAAAUCCUCAUCUUUGGCUACAAAGUAUGAUAUGUAAAUUCACAAUUCAAAAUGUUCUAGGUUUUCAGAUUUAAUUUUAGGAGUGGCAUGGUAUGAGGAAGUGAUGUUGGGCAAGAAGGGAUGUGGAUAGAAGUAGUAAGUAGGUAUUCACACAGAAGUUCAGCUUUAGUAGCUCUUGUGCACCAUGAGGCCUAGAUUCUUGAUUUCAAAGCAAAAUUUAACUCCCCAAAAGACUUAAACAUUUCUGCCACUAUGGCAGUGGACUGCAUAGGAUUAAAAAAGGAUUAAAAGGCUGCGUAGGACACAAAAUGUUCCAGGUCAAAGGUUACACUUGACAGCCACGCUCCACAUUAAGAGAAAAUUCCAGUGGGUAGGAAAUUCAGUGUAUGGUGUCUUAGCCUUGUUCUGCCAAUGUUGUUGCAGUCUAAAAAUAUCCCCACCCUUGGCUGAUCAACCUGUGAAAUCACUGUUAUAAACUUGCACAAAUGAGGACUGAAAAGAGUAUUGUUAAUUGUACCGGUAGAAAGGGAAGGUAUAAGCAAUUCAACCCAUUUAAGUCCUAUCUGAACUGCCUAAACUCUUGUUGGUUUCUGGUCACAGGGUUCAGUGUAACUUUCCACAUUGUAGUUUGUCCUGGACAUCACAGGUAGGUGCCUGUAAUAAAGCAUAAAAUCUUGACAGCAAGAAGCACAAGGUACUUCCUUAAUUAGCUGUCAGGAAGGCAAAUUUGAGUAAUUCUGUGCCUGUUUACUUACCCUGUUUCUCCUAUUUUAAGACGUAGUCAUAAAAUAAGCCAUAGCAGGAUUUUUAAGCAUUCAAGGAAUAUAAGGCAUACCCUGAAAAUAAGACAUAGUGGUAGGCGCAGCAGCAAUGCCGGCCGCAGCAGGAGGAGGAGGAGGAAAAAAAAUAAGACAUCCCCUGAAAAUAAGCCAUAGUGGGUUUUUUUGAGGAAAAAUAAAUAUAAGACAGUGUCUUAUUUUCGGAGAAACACUGUACCGGUACAAGUCCCUUUGUUCAAUGAAGCUUAUUAGCAGGGGUGGGGAACACACUAUCCCAUGGGCCAAAUUGGGCAGUUAGGUGGGGGUUGUAUGAUGUUACAAUGAAGGCAGGUGAUGGCAAAACCUUGACAAUAAGCUGGUUUUGAAGGGCUCUUUGAAGCAACUCUGCCCAUGGAUCGGUUGAUCAUUGUACAGGGUUUGGUCGGGGGAGGAAGAUAGGUUCAGCAAUCUUCUCUAGCCCACAAGGAAUUGUACGUUAGAAUAACAGCUUUAUAUACGGUAGAUGGCUGCUACAUCCCUGCUCUUGCAGCAGAUGAUGCCUUGUGUAAUCUACCCUUUAUAGCAGGACUGAGACAGAGAGCCAUGGGCAACUUUCCAGAGACUAUCUGCCAGUUAGUGGGCAGGGCUGGAGGCAAAAGUGGGCAAAGCAAUUUAACUUUUGUACCCUUUGCUAUAUUCCAGCUAUGCCAAAGUACAUUUCUUAGAAUCAUAGAGUUGGAAGGGACCCUGAGGAUCAUCUAGUCCAACCCCUUGCAAUGCAUGCAGGAAUCUGCAACUGUGAUAGGUUUCUACAACCCCCACUUACAUCCAGGCAAGCAAGAUUCACAGUUCAGGAACACAUUCUGGCUAGCAUUCAAAGGGCCUGGAGCAAAGCCAGUGAAGGGAAUGUUCUCUGGACUCUCCCUCCAUGAGACUGAACCAUCAGCACCCCCUGCUGGAAGCAGGCUUGGCAGCAGGAUUGUAUUGUAUGCAUAUGUAACUAUGCAUGCCUGCAGGGUGUGCCUUGCCCACAAUCCCAAAGCAGUUGACAAAUCCUGCUGCAGAGCAGAUGCAAGUAAAGAGACGCAUGUAAGAAACUUGACUACUUAAGAGAGUCUCUGAACAUGUCAAAAUAGUCUUACCACCUUCAGGAGACGAAACUAAGCAGGUGGAUUUUUCUACAAAAGAAUUGACUUGAAAAUAAGUCAUCUUGUUCCACAAUGACAAUGGGGAGCAGGGAUGGGUAAGUGUGUUUCCAAAAGCAACUAUGACACCAUUUCACUCAAUGCACCCAAAGAUGCUUCCCAUAACAACCUACAGUUGGGAUUCCCAAACAUGGUGCCAAUAAAACACAUGCACUCACCAAGGCCAAGAGAGACCUAGAACCCAUGAGAACCUGAACCCAUUUAAACAUUGAAUGGCUGGAGGUUUGUUCUUGCUCAGAGCCGUUCCUCCACACUCUGUUAUCUCAAUAUGCCCUCUAACCAGCAUGAAUGUGGCAAUGGAAGAAGCAAUGUGGGUUCCAGGGUGGGGGCUUGGGGGGCACCAUGAGGAACAUUAUUACUCUGGCACCUAUGUUUUUUAAAGGUAUGCCCACAAGGAAUCGCCUAAAAACAACCGAUCACAUUUGAGGUCUACAGUGAUAUUCCAUGACAUGUUUCUGCCAUAGCUGCCAAGUUAUCCCUUUUUUACAGGGAUUUUCCCUUAUGCUGAAUAGGCUUCCUCACGAGAAAAGGGAAAACUUGGCAGCUAUGGUUUCUGCCCAGUGUAAAAACCAAUGCCAUGCAGCUUUAAUUCAUUUAUAAUUUGCAGAAGAAUCUUUGUAAAGAUCAUAAGGAUUUGUUUUGAGAAUCCAAUGUUUGCACUGACAACUACUGGAUCUAGGACUUUUAGAUGUCAAGAUUGUAGUUUGAUAUUGGCUUAGGGGAAUACUCCAUGUAAAUAUGCAAAUGCAAGAGGAGCCACUUUGAGUCUGCCUGUGGCAGCCAUUUUGAGGCUGGAGUGCCCCCAACACUUUAUCAGAAUUCCACAUGUACACACAAGCUCAAGAAGGUUGGGGUGUUCUGGCACAUGACACCUGAAGUAGGAACCAGUUUCCACUCUUGACUUGGAGGGGGGGUAUGGCUCUCCGCACCAGUUUGUGACAAGGUCCACGUGCUUCACAAGAAAAGAAAUCCAUCACAAUACCACUUCAUUGUAAACCACAUUCUUUGUUAUUUUAAUUCCAGUAAAACAAAACCAAAUACAAACAGCCAACAAGAGUACAAGUCCCUGCUCUCUGAGGACAAAGGGCAGCAGUGAGGAAGGGAGGCAAGGAGUCAACUCACUGCUCUAUUAGUGGGGAGGACAUUCACUGUGUUCACCUCAGCUAUGGUAGGAUGGAUGCUUGGU
Zootoca vivipara (common lizard) is the source of this 7981-nucleotide messenger RNA. RefSeq names its product solute carrier family 35 member B2 (gene SLC35B2). Gene Ontology annotation, cellular component: endoplasmic reticulum membrane; Golgi membrane. Gene Ontology annotation, biological process: 3'-phosphoadenosine 5'-phosphosulfate transport; transmembrane transport. The record is from RefSeq and is a predicted model, not a curated record. Lineage: Eukaryota; Metazoa; Chordata; Lepidosauria; Squamata; Lacertidae. Gene Ontology annotation, molecular function: 3'-phosphoadenosine 5'-phosphosulfate transmembrane transporter activity.